Messenger RNA from Anopheles marshallii, 264 nucleotides. It is a transcript of the gene Ufm1, whose product is annotated as ubiquitin-fold modifier 1. Gene Ontology annotation, biological process: protein K69-linked ufmylation. Gene Ontology annotation, cellular component: cytoplasm; nucleus. Bases 1 to 264 code for a protein of 87 amino acids. The record is from RefSeq and is a predicted model, not a curated record. Lineage: Eukaryota; Metazoa; Arthropoda; Insecta; Diptera; Culicidae. The transcript has 3 exons.
AUGGCAGCGUCCAAGGUUACAUUUAAGAUUACACUCACAUCCGAUCCGAAGCUGCCCUUUAAGGUGUUAAGUGUACCGGAAGCGACACCCUUCACGGCGGUUCUAAAAUUUGCCGCCGAAGAAUUCAAAGUACCACCAGCAACGAGUGCGAUCAUUACGGAUGAUGGCAUCGGUAUUAACCCGCAGCAAACGGCCGGCACCGUGUUCCUUAAGCAUGGGUCCGAGCUACGGUUAAUUCCCCGGGAUCGUGUCGGAAGCUGUUGA